UAUUUCCAUUUGAGCUAAAUGUUGUGUUUUAUUUCUUUGUCUUCUUUAGUCCUCUCCUUAAUUAGUUAACAGCUAAGCAGAAAGAGAGAUAUUUGUAAAAACAAAAAAAUUUAAAAUAAUUUAUUUUCCAUUUUCUAUAUUUCCCAUUAUUCUUCUCUCUGCAGACAUUGAUUUUCCCGGCUAAUUCCCAUCGGGAUAAUCUGAGUUUCAAGAUUUGCACACUCAUAAUUCUUGCUAGAUUUUACGCUGCUAUUGAUUCUAUCUACCUUCCAGACAAUUUCAACACCAUCCCACCUCGUAUUAUUUACUUUUCCGGAAUACUCACCGCCGGCGAUCUAAAUACAAUUUUCAAUUUAAUUUCUCAUUCAAGGCAUAAAUGGAGUAGUUAUGGCGUAAUACUUAUUUAGAUUCUGUUUAUUGACGCGUGGCUACAGUUGUCGGACUCGUUUAAUGCUGAGGUUUCUGAGCUUUUAAUGUUUUUGUCUGAACUCUGUGAUGGUAUAUGCAGAGAGUCUUUGUAUUGCACAAGAUUCGAAAAUGAUGCGAAUGAAAACCAGAAGAAAUGAGGUGCCACAUAUGAGCGGUGGUUCCUCCGCCGCCGCCUCUGAUAAUGAAUUGGAGCUGAGGCCAGGCGGAAUGCUAGUUCAGAAGCGGACAGACGCUGACCAAAACCUCGUACCACCACCCAUGAUCAGGGUUUAUGUAAAAUAUGGGUCAAUUAAUCACCAAAUCCAUAUUAGCUCUGAAGCCAGCUUUGGGGAGUUGAAGAAGAGGUUAACAGGGCCAACAGGGUUGCAUCAUCAGGAUCAGAAAUUAUAUUACAAGGAUAAAGAGAGAGAUUCCAAAGCAUUUCUUGAUACUACUGGAGUUAAGGACAAAUCCAAACUUGUUCUAGUUGAGGAUACCAUUGGCAAAGAGAAGAGGUAUUUGGAGGUGAAGAAAAAUGCGAAAAUCGAAAAAGAUAAGAAAUUAAUAUCUGAAAUCAGUUUGGAGGUCGAUAGGCUUGCUCGACAGGUGUCGUCGCUUGAAUCCAUAAUUUCUCGAGGAGGAAAAGUGGUUGAAAAAGAUGUGUUAAAUCUGAUCGAGUUGCUGAUGAAUCAACUUCUUAAAUUAGAAGGUGUCAUUGGAGAUGACGACGUGAAAUUACAAAGGAAAAUGCAGGCUAAAAGAGUGCAGAAGUAUGUUGAAACUCUGGAUAUGUUGAAGAUCAAGAACUCUAUGACAACAUCGACUCAACAGAAGGUUUACUCAAGUGGGCUCGUCUCAUCCCCACCGAUUCAUCAGACUAGGCAUUUAAAACCGAGCAUUUCAACUCCGGUUCCACUGCAACAAACUAAACAUUCGUUAAUAGGUUCACUAAAGCAACCAUGGAGCCACUUGGUCUCAGAACCUGUUGUGAUUACCAUGCAAUGGGAAACUUUCGAUUCUACGUCCUCAAAAAUCCCAGGUGCUCCCUCGGCCAGCACAAUAAAUCCGGCGCAGCCUAGCUUUAUCCGGGAUUUAAUUUGAGUUGUUGUAAGUAAAUCGAAGUGUGUGUUCUAGUGUGGAUGUGCAGUUUGCAUUUGUUCCAUGUUGGUUUGGUGUACGUUUUCCUUUAUUAUUGUGUCCUUGUAUAACAAUAAAAUGUUCCUGGUAGUCCAGUUGAACAGCAACAGAACAUGUCCAUUUAGUGCUUCGGGCACCCUGCAUGCCAUUGAGGGUCAACCUCAAUUUCAUUUCAUUUCACAGUA
Molecule: messenger RNA, 1730 nt
Organism: Olea europaea var. sylvestris
Lineage: Eukaryota; Viridiplantae; Streptophyta; Magnoliopsida; Lamiales; Oleaceae
Product: BAG family molecular chaperone regulator 2-like
Exons: 5
Coding region: 496-1509 (337 amino acids)
Biological process (GO): protein stabilization
Cellular component (GO): cytoplasm
Molecular function (GO): adenyl-nucleotide exchange factor activity; protein-folding chaperone binding
Source: RefSeq, a predicted model, not a curated record